Molecule: messenger RNA, 1968 nt
Organism: Notolabrus celidotus (New Zealand spotty)
Lineage: Eukaryota; Metazoa; Chordata; Actinopteri; Labriformes; Labridae
Gene: ttc4
Product: tetratricopeptide repeat domain 4
Exons: 10
Molecular function (GO): Hsp90 protein binding
Source: RefSeq, a predicted model, not a curated record
AUUGAGACCAUGUUUCUCAGUAAGGAUGGCCUGAUGGACCUCAUGGGAUGAGUAGAAACUAUAUGAAUACCAAAUCUGAAUGUUGAAAGAAAUUAUUAACUUUAUGCAGGAGACAAUUAAUGAGGUGGAGGGGUAAGGAAAUUAAGGGCCUGUUAUGUCUUAGAUGUUUUUGUUAUGCCCUUAAAGGAACAGCAGGUGGCGCUGUUAUCCACAAAACAUUAAACAUAUUGUCCACUGCUCAACUGACGGACACGAAUAUAAAGUCUAUGGUCACUGAAGAAGUCGUAUUAUAGACUUUGUCAUCACAAUAUUUCUUCACCAUGAUGUCAUGAACGAGGCAGUCUUGAUUCAAUUAUCGUUUCAUGUUUGUCCACAAACAAAGAGCAUGAUUCCAUGCAGCGGGAGUGGAACUCACGUAUCAAACGCUUUGUUGUCAAACGGACCCUCAUUCAUGUAGCACCGCUUAUAAACAAGCUGCUGGGAAACUUCUAGAAAAUGUGAAGCUGUAACAUCAUAAGGGUGAAUUUAGUACAGCUUGUAUUAAGUCAUAUUUGUUUAAGAUUUGUACAAAAUAAAAGUGAAUUAAAAGAAUAUUUAAAACGAAGAUGGCGUCUUCAGAGGCUCAGUAUGACAGUGAUGAUGGGACUGGGAGGAGGAGUUCAACAAAGUUCCCAUGUUCACGAAAACAGCCCCUAGCUUGUCUCCAGGCCAUCAUUCACGAUGAAGACAGAACUCCAGAGGAUAUGUGGACCACAGCUUGAAGUCUCUUCAGCUGCAUUCAGACCUUUGGUCAGGGGAAAAUGUGGGUGUAAGAAACUUGUGAUUAUAAUAAAUUGCUUCAUUCCUCCACAGAGAUAACAAGGAGCCUGAAAGAUGAGGAAUGUGUUUUUCAAAGAGAAGAACUACCAAAAGGCGAUCUUGGCUUACACAGAAGGGCUAAAGAAUAAAUGUUGAGAUCAGGAGACCAACACUGUUCUGCUCACUAACAGGGCAGCAGCACACUUCCACCUGGGUAACAUGUGAUCUGCACUGAACGAUGCUGCAGCUGCAAAGAGGAUCAAACCAGACCACCUGAAAGCCUUAAUCAGAGGUGUUUAGUGUUGUAUUGAGCUGCGCAACCAUGCAGAGGCCCUGCAGUGGUGUGAGGAGGCACUCAAAGCCCACCCAACAGACAAGAAGCAGACAAAGACACAAACACAAGAGAGCGGCAGAAAGAGAUACCAGGAAGGCCAAGGCUAAAGAGAAAAAGUUGCACAAUGUGAAAGAAGCUCUUCUAGCUGCUUUAAAGGAUCGAGACAUCAAGCUCCUGCAGCCUAUGAAGUCUGGUCAGCGUGGUUCUGACAGUGAGGAUGAGGAUGAAGGCUCCUCUGCAGUGAUAUCAGGGCUGAGUCUGGACGGAUUCAGCUCACAGUAGGUGACCGGGGCUCAGGUGUUCCUGGAUGAGCACGGCUCCCUGCACUUGCCCGACCUCUUCCUCUACCCUGAACACCAGCAGAGUGACUUCAUCUCCGCUUUCUGUGAGAGCAACUGUCUUAUGGAUCACCUGGGGGUCAUGUUUGGAGAAGAACUUCCACCUUGGGACAUGGACAGAAAAUAUCGCACACAAAAUUUGCAGCUUUACUUUGAGGGUGAGAAGAAAGAGACUCUCCACCAGGUCCACCCAGAGACCUCACUUUUGAAAGUGCUGCAGCAAAAAAGGUUUUUCAUCAAAGGAGGCACUCCCAGCUUCAUCAUUCUAGUAAGCGGCUCACCUUUCAAGAAGCAGUUUUUAUCAGGAAAGAAAACACAAGGAAUGUAAAGACGAGUCUUAAACCCUGGACUGAUGGUUCAUAUCAACCCCAAAGGACUAACUUCUGGAAAAGACACCAAGGUAAACAUGUUUGUCUCCUUUCACCGAGAGCAGCACACCAGACACCUGAUUCUCUGGUUUUCUUUACAAAUACAAACUCAAUAAAAAAAAAUAACUCU